Suillus bovinus is the source of this 2172-nucleotide messenger RNA. Its product is annotated as kinase-like domain-containing protein. Gene Ontology annotation, biological process: protein phosphorylation. The transcript is spliced from 8 exons. Gene Ontology annotation, molecular function: protein kinase activity; ATP binding. NCBI's taxonomy places the organism in Eukaryota, Fungi, Basidiomycota, Agaricomycetes, Boletales, Suillaceae. The record is from RefSeq and is a predicted model, not a curated record. Bases 1 to 2172 code for a protein of 723 amino acids.
AUGGUUGCUCUUCAACUGUUCUACGAAGGACGAGCGGGCGAGUGCCUGAUCGCGAAGCCAGCCAAGUCCCUGUCCAAGGUAUGGAAUAGCAUCAAGUCGACCAAGAACUCCUUUGCCUUCAAUAAGGUCAACCGCGUCCCAGCGCCCAAGUAUGACGUGCCUGUUUUUACUCCUGCACCGUCUAGCGGUCACGCUGUCGCCAUCGUCGCAUGGCCCUCUAGCGCAAGCAUCAUGAUCUCUGCAACUGGUAUCCUUCCGCCUGUCCCGACUUCCAUGUAUUCUGCCGUGGGAGAGACUGAGGUGAUCAAAGGCCUUGACAAUGCGUACCACGACCCGGACGUGCUCGACAUCAGGAGAAGGGUAUUUGUUUUGGACUUCAUUGAGGCAUUCUUUGCCAGAGACCACAAAGCAAUGGACAUCUUGAGCCCUAUCCAUGCUACUAAUCGCAUGGUACCAUCCAACCAGAAUAUGUUGGGCACAACAGUUUUCAACGACUCGACGGGCCCCGUCAACGAAGUUGUACCGCGAUCCCAUUUCAAGAAUGAAACAAGCCUCAGUGACUUCAUUAUCCAUGCAAGGCUCGGUGCUGGCGCAAACGGUGUUGUUUACCGUGUCGAAGACAAGAUUACGAACAAGACAAUGGCGUUGAAGGUCAUCAGGAAGCAAGGCGCUGCUUUAUGCGACCUCCAGCAAUUUCGAGUUGAGCUGGAUGCCCUGAAGCGGGUCAUAGGUGAUGCUCAUUGUAUGCAAGUCGAGGCAGGCUUUCAGGACGCACAGUGCCUCUAUCUAGCUCUUGCGUUCUAUUCAGGAGGCGAUCUCCAUGACGUUAUUCGCACCUAUCCGCGCCGGAUUCUUCCAGUCGAACAAGCAAGGUUUUACACAGCAGAACUUCUUGUUGGUGUUUAUCAUCUUCACUGUCAAGGAGUGAUCCACAGGGAUAUCAAACCAUCAAAUAUCCUUAUCGACUCCCGUGGUCAUCUCGUUAUCGCAGAUCUAGGUUUAGCAAAGGUCUUCACACUCGACGAUCCGAAAUCGUUUUCUCCCUACAACCCCACAGGAACGUUCACCAGCCUAUCACAAGCACCCUACCUCGCGAGUUCACUCUGCGGUACUGCAGAGUACAUGGCGCCUGAACUUAUACUGGGUGCCAAGUAUGGUUUCGCGAUCGACUUUUGGGCGGUCGGUGUCAUGUUGUACGAGAUGCUUGCUGGAAAGGCAAGUCCUGCAUCAUUUACUCCUUGGGCCACAGUUGACGGUCUUCACAUAGCCGAUGGCAUUGUUGGGUUUGAGCCUUUCCUCGUUAGAGAUUUCCAUUCUGAGGCCCAGGAUCUCCUACGUAAUAUGCUUCAGAAGGAGGUCACAAGUAGGCCUUUGUAUGAGGCUAUGCUUAAUCACCCAUUUUUUGCGUCGAUUGACUGGAAGAAAGUCGAGAAACGAACCCUCCCUCUGCUUUGCACUCCAGUGGUCAAAGAGAAAGACACUCCAUCCACGGUUCCCAUGUCGCUUGGCCAGUGUGAACCAUCGAACGACCCGCUGCCCAAUUUCAAUUUCAUUUCCCCAGUGUUGAAGCGCGAGCGUCACCGCGCUCAAGCCUUGUGGAGAAUCAAGGCUAAGAAUGGCAUUCAAGCUCUUCAGAAAAUCGCUGCCAAGCUCUUCUCCCGCCCACCGGCACCGGAAAAGAGGGAGCAUCAAGCCUCUCGUCCUGCUUGUACAACGACUGGGAUUACGUUGGUGAAUGAUGACGAAACACGUGCUAAUUGGGCUUCUGGGGCUGCUGAAAUCUCGCGUGCUUCAUCGAAUUGGUCGUUGCGCCAUUUCCUGCGUCGUAAUGCACUUUUGGGCGAAGAAUGUGUUCCACAACCUCAGCCAUGUGACAAUUAUUCCGGUCCAGUUCCCGUGCGAAGCCUCGAGUCGUUCAUCCGCCGUAUCGACCAAGCCGAGAGGCCUCGUCCGGGGCGAAAAAAUUUGCGCAUCACCCCAUCGCCUCCAUCCGCUACUCCGUCACCUAACGCGACCCUUGUCGCAUCUCCUACGCAUUUGUCACCGAAAGUAAUUGGCUCCCCGUCUCGAAGUUCAGGCUUCAAGCGAUGGAUUAGUCGCCUUUGGCAUCCUAUUCCUAGUGCUCAUGUGAUGGUCGGAGAUGAACGUAAGACCCUUGACCUCACUGCCUAG